AUGACUGUAUCAUCUCCAGAAGUUUUGUUAGAUAAUAAACAAUUUAACGAAAAGCAAAUAUCUAUGGUAUUGGUAUUAUUAGCUGAAAUAAUAACUGAUCAAUACAUUUUGAUCAGUAAUUGGAUAUGA
This is a messenger RNA of Racocetra fulgida, 129 nucleotides long. The record is from the annotation of a GenBank genome assembly. Lineage: Eukaryota; Fungi; Glomeromycota; Glomeromycetes; Diversisporales; Gigasporaceae.